AUGAGAGAGAUCUCGCCGGGGAGCUGGCCGGCGGGCCGGCCGCAGGUAUUGAUACCUUUCCUACUGUCUUUGUUCGGCGGGGCGCUCCCGGACCAGACCCGCUAUUCAAUUCCCGAGGAGCUAGCCAAGAACUCGGUGGUGGGGAAUCUCUCCAAGGAUCUGGGGUUCCAUGUCCGCGAUUUGCCGUCCCGGAAGCUGCGGAUUAGCGGGGAGAAGGAGUAUUUUACAGUGAACCCAGAGAGCGGGGACUUACUUGUGAGUGACAGAAUAGACCGAGAGGAGAUUUGUGGGAAGAAGCCUCUGUGUGUUCUGGAUUUUGAUGCCGUGGCUGAAAACCCACUAAAUAUUUUUCAUAUAGCAGUAGUUGUGCAGGAUAUAAAUGAUAAUACUCCACUAUUCAAACAGAGUCAUACUGAUGUCAAAAUUGGAGAAUCCACUCAGCGGGGUACAACAUUUCCUCUGGAUCCCGCUCUGGAUUCUGAUGCUGGUCCUAAUUCACUGCAAAGAUACCACCUUAAUGAUAAUGAGUACUUUGAUCUCUUACAAAAACAGACUCCAGAUGGUCGUAAAUACCCUGAAUUGGUUCUGAAACGUUCUCUGGACAGAGAAGAACAGAAUUUCCAUCAGUUGGUCCUCACAGCUGUGGACGGGGGAGAUCCACCCCAAAGUGGCACCACCCAGGUACGAAUCCAAGUCUUGGACGCCAAUGACAACCCCCCAGUGUUCAGCCAGAAUGAGUAUAGGGUCAGCCUGCGAGAGGACAUGCCCCCAGGCACCUCUGUACUGAGAGUGACAGCCACCGACCUGGAUGAGGGCAUCAAUGCGGAAAUUACCUACUCCUUUCAUAAGGUUGAUGAACACGUGAUGCACCUUUUCAACCUAAAUCAGAGAACAGGAGACAUCACGACAAAAGAUUAUUUGGAUUUUGAAGUUGCUAAUACCUACACUCUGCGUAUAGAAGCGAAAGAUUCCGGCAAUCUAGCGGCCCACUGCAGUAUCCAAGUAGACGUUCUCGAUGAGAAUGACUGCGCACCUGAAGUGAUCGUGACUUCAGUGUUUUCUCCCCUCCCAGAAGACUCGCCUCAAGGAACAGUGGUCGCCUUGAUGAAAACGAGAGACAGAGACUCUGGAGACAAUGGAGACGUUUUCUGCCGUGUCCUUGGAAAUGACGAGUUUAUAUUGAAAUCUUCCUCGAAGAACUAUUACAAAUUAGUGACGGAUGGCGCCCUGGACCGCGAGCAGAUUCCAGAGUACAACAUCACCAUCAUAGCUACCGACAGGGGGAAGCCUCCGCUCACCUCCAGUACGUGUAUCACCUUGCAGGUCGCUGACGUCAACGACAACGCCCCGCUGUUCCCCCAGACUUCCUACGUGGUCCACGUGGCUGAGAAUAACCCACCAGGCGCCUCCAUAGCACAAGUCAGCGCCUCCGAUCCAGACUUGGGGCCCAACGGCCAAGUCUCCUACUCCAUAGUGGCCAGCGACCUGGACCCGCGGGCGCUGUCGUCCUACGUGUCCGUGAGCGCGCACAGCGGGGUCGUGUUCGCGCAGCGCGCCUUCGACCACGAGCAGCUGCCCACGCUGCUCCUGGUCUUCGCUGACAGCCUGCAGGAGGCGCUGCCGGACAUCAGUGACAGUCCCGCGCCUUCUGACUCCCAGGCGGAGCUGCAGUUUUACUUGGUCAUUGCUUUGACUUUGGUCUCCGUGCUCUUCCUUCUCGCAGUGACUCUGGCCAUAGCGCUGCGCCUGUGUCGGCGUUCCUCCAGCCCCGCCUCCUGGGGCUGUUUUCAGCCAGCGUUCAGCUGCAAGUCUGAACCUGGGGUUCUCCCCAACUAUGGCGAGGGCACUCUGCCCCAGUCCUACAAUCUGUGUAUUGCCUCCCAAUCGGCCAAAACAGAAUUUAAUUUUCUCAGCGUCACUCCGGAAUCGGCUCCCACUCAGGAUCUCCUCUGCGAGGAUGCCUCUUGGGGAUCUAAUACAAAUCAUGGCGAUGCUGGGGUACCAUUUACCUCAGAUAGGAUUUCAGAGAAAAUUAAAGACACAGCGGACAGGAACCAAGAAUAA
Molecule: messenger RNA, 2064 nt
Organism: Echinops telfairi (small Madagascar hedgehog)
Lineage: Eukaryota; Metazoa; Chordata; Mammalia; Afrosoricida; Tenrecidae
Product: protocadherin gamma-B2-like
Exons: 3
Coding region: 1-2064 (687 amino acids)
Biological process (GO): homophilic cell-cell adhesion
Cellular component (GO): plasma membrane
Molecular function (GO): calcium ion binding
Source: RefSeq, a predicted model, not a curated record